Molecule: messenger RNA, 585 nt
Organism: Pyrus x bretschneideri (Chinese white pear)
Lineage: Eukaryota; Viridiplantae; Streptophyta; Magnoliopsida; Rosales; Rosaceae
Product: GDSL esterase/lipase At5g03610-like
Exons: 2
Coding region: 62-541 (159 amino acids)
Molecular function (GO): hydrolase activity, acting on ester bonds
Source: RefSeq, a predicted model, not a curated record
CAAAUGACAGGAUUUGGCAGAGUUCACCAAAUCGAUUGUUAAGCAGAUUGCUGUGGAUUUGAUGAGUAUACGUGAUUUGGGAGUGCGAAAAAUAGCAGUGACAGCACUAGAGCCCAUGGGAUGUCUGCCGCUCUUAACUUCCUUCCUUUCUUAUCAGAACUGCAGUGAAACGCUCAACUUGGCGUCGAUGUUCCACAACCAAGUUUUGCGCCAAAACAUGGAACAGUUAAAUAAGGAGUCUAACAAAUCUGCAUUUGUAAUCUUGGAUCUCUAUGGCGCAUUUUUGUCUGCAAUUAAGCCCCAGAAAGAUCAUCAAGGGAAAAUGACGGUCCAGAUUGAUGAUCCACUGAAACCGUGCUGUGUCGGGGUGAGCAGCGAAUACUCAUGUGGGAGUGUGGACCAGAGUACCGGAGCAAAGAAGUACGGCAUAUGCAGUAAUCCUGAGAGGUCUUUCUUUUGGGACACGGUGCACCUCUCUCAGAAUGGUUGGCAUGCUGUUUAUUGCUCUUUGAAAUCUUCUCUUCAUCAAUUGUAUUCGUGAUUUGUUCAUGCAUAAGUACGUAGUUGUCAACUUUGUUUGGCCCU